This is a messenger RNA of Trypanosoma conorhini, 618 nucleotides long. RefSeq lists its product as uncharacterized. The coding region runs from base 1 to 618 and encodes 205 amino acids. Lineage: Eukaryota; Euglenozoa; Kinetoplastea; Trypanosomatida; Trypanosomatidae. The transcript has a single exon. The record is from RefSeq and is a predicted model, not a curated record.
AUGCAGCGUCGAGCUCCCCAAAGGGAAAUCAGACGUGGCGGCGCACACUCGCGCCAAGGUGUCGGCGCGCUCGUUUGUGGCGGUCGGUUGGCCAUCCGCCGCCGCAACCGGCAAACUGGCGGGGCGCGGGGCGUAGACUGCGUCGGCGAGGCCGCAGCUUGCCGCCUCCCCCGGCACCGGCCGGGAGCACCGCUCCUUCCAGCGAGCAACCGCGACAUUGCGGAGACGCGUUCGUCGCUGCUGUGCGAGGCGGCGAAGCAGCAAGUUCCUGCGCCGCUCCAAGGCGGUCAGUUUCGGCGUCCAGAACGGUGGCCGCUCUGUCUUCCGGGGGCCGGGGGGGGCGCCGAUCCCCGCCUGGAGAAGUGCGGGGGCGGCGCCGUAGAGGCGUUGGCGCCAAACCAAAAUGCCGAAAAAUUUUUGAAAAAAGCACCCGCACUCGUUCACAGCAAACUGCGUCUCAAAGAGAACACGCAACGCAACUUGCCCCUCCUUCAACCGCUUCACCGGAGGGGUCCGCUUCUUACGCUCGAGACCGCCGGCAUUCCACCGAGCGACCCGCAGAACAGGACCCUGAUUCAAUUCCGCGUCUCCGCGCACAGCCGGAGAAACCGCCAGUGA